AUGGACCCUCUCACAGGCCUCGGCGCUUUAUCCGGCGCCGCCCAGCUCCUGGAUGCUUCAAUCAAGUUUUCGCACAGCGCAUACAGGUUCUUGGACUCGUUGAAACACGCGACAGAAGAUAUUCGUCUUCUGCGCAAAGCGCUCCAGGAAACCGAGGUCCUCAUGCGAGACAUACAAUCCUACACGGCCGAACUCCAACGAUCGCCGCCAUCCGCACUGGUCGACAGCGUGUCGCAUGACUCCAUCGUCCAAAUCACGCAGCAAUUUUCCUCGGAUAUGCAAGCCCUCCGCAAUUACCUGCCCACCGAGACCACGACACCAUCACUUUCAAAAAGGUUCAGAUUUGCCAUUGACAGGAGAUCGAUAUGGGAAAUCAUACAGAGGUUAGAGCAACGGAAGAGUUCAGCGACUGUUGCGUUGGCAGUUAUCGGCAGGUUUCAUGAUGUCAAGCUGCGAGAUGCAGUUCAGAGGCUCGGUGCUGGCAACUCGGUGAUUUCAUGCAGUCUUGAGGAACAACGUCGGGAUAUCCUCGCACAGAGUCAGAAACUGGAGGAGAUUCAGACGUGGGUUCUGGAGUGCCUGAAGGGGAAACCGGCAGACCCUACGCCCGCCAAUGUGCUUCAUGGGCAAGUACAACCCACGGAAUCUACGGUAAAUCACCAUCAGGAGUACUCUGAAUGGCAGUUCACGACGGGCUGUCAAGACAUACUUGCAAGGAUCAUCCGAGCCGAGUUGAGGCAGCAGUUAAAGCCCAUCUCUGAUCGACUCGCAGAUGUGUCUGGGCUGAUCGACGGCAUUGCUGUAGCAAGCGCCACGCAUUCAACCCAGUCGGCACCCAUCUUCUCCCAGGUAGGAAAGCAGCCGAGUAGAAUCGAGGUUGCUACGUAUUAUGGUGCUUUCAAGACAUGCAGAUAUAUUCUCCACGAAACGGGGUCCGAGGGGCAGAGGCUUUUGGAGGGGAGACUUGGGUACGAUAAAUGGCGUUUCGCCCUCUUAGCCGCUUAUAUCCGGGAACCCUUUGUCCUGAAAGAGACUCUGCAGCUAUUCCAAGGCUACAACUAUUUCUUCGUUCGACGCCCCUUCAUACACUCGAUUUGGUCAUGUAUCUACCGGCGGCGGCAUAUCGUUGGUGUGGACUAUGAAAGCAUCAUUCAACGUACCACCCUAUUGAUUGAGUUUGGUAUUCCUCUUCUGCCGUUUCAAGGGAUGGAAAUCAAUGACCCGGGCCGGAGCGCGUUCCUGCUUGACCUCUAUCUGCGCACUGGCGGCGACCCAAAUGGACUCGACGAACAUGGCCGUCUAGGCAUUAUUUCCAUACUGGAAGCCGUAGAUUCACGGAACGACCCGUGCUCAUGUCUUGGCAAGCUCAUGUCUUUGAUUCGAGCGGGAGCAGACGUCUACCACGUCCAGUCCGGAGACGAUCCUGAAAGCGCUCGGACUCUCACUGACAUCGCCUACGAUUUAGACGUUGAGGAUCUCUGGUUCGAGGCAUUGGAACGCUGUGGUUUGAAUGUGGACGAUGUGUGCGAUGAGUCUGACAGGAGAUUGGAGGAACACAGGCGGCUGCACGGUGCAAAGCGGACUGGCGUUGAUACUCUGGAGGGAUUUUCGGUGUCGUAG
Scedosporium apiospermum is the source of this 1620-nucleotide messenger RNA. RefSeq lists its product as uncharacterized. The transcript has 5 exons. Bases 1 to 1620 code for a protein of 539 amino acids. The record is from RefSeq and is a predicted model, not a curated record. NCBI's taxonomy places the organism in Eukaryota, Fungi, Ascomycota, Sordariomycetes, Microascales, Microascaceae.